Messenger RNA from Mixia osmundae IAM 14324, 1077 nucleotides. RefSeq lists its product as uncharacterized. The record is from RefSeq and is a predicted model, not a curated record. The transcript has 6 exons. Bases 1 to 1077 code for a protein of 358 amino acids. Lineage: Eukaryota; Fungi; Basidiomycota; Mixiomycetes; Mixiales; Mixiaceae.
AUGAGGCGCACACCGCCGACACUGCUGAGCUGCUGUGCUAGAGCACUAGCGACUGCGAGCUCCGCCCCCAUUGCGUCCACAUCUGCGCCACCCGCAUCAAGCGCAACAGAAGCGAGCUAUACAAGAGCGCUCCCAUCUGGAAAACUACGUGUCUACGAUGAGGCACUCAAGGUGAUCAGUAAAGACAGGCAGAUCAAGCUCGAAAGGCUCGAGCGGCUGCCGAAUGAUGCGACUGCUGAACAAAGAGAGGAGCUCGAGGUCCUGGCCAGCGUCAAUGAUCCAGAGACGAGAUGGCAGUUCUCACAAGGAUUGGGUGAUCCGUCUUCGUCUGUGAUGAGACAUCUUGCAGAACAAGAUUGGCGCACUCAAGGUUCUUUAGCGCGCCUCAUGCAAAGAGUGCUGCAGAUGGAUGUGGUGCCUGACCUUCUACCAGCCAUAGACCCAGAAGUCGACCUCAACCUCUACUUGUCUGGCUCAUCGGUAGCCGUCGUACCGGGCAUCAAGAUCACAGCCGAUCAGACCGAACAAGAGCCAGAGUUGAGAGCGACAGUGUUUCAUCCCGACGAGAGGCUCUAUACGCUUUUGCUCAUUGAUCCUGAUUACCCCGAUCAUCUGCGGAAAGGCUUUACGACCUUUGUUCACCAGCUCAUAGCCAAUGUCAAAAUAUCAGCCUCGACACGGCGGUCAGCAUUGACGGGCGAUACAGUGCUGAGCUAUAUUCCUCCUCAUCCGCAAAAGGGCACGCCCCAUCAUCGUUACACAUAUCUUCUCUUUGCCCAACGCGGGAAGAUUCAAGAUGAAGUCAAGGCCUCCAAUGACCAGACACCUGGUCGCUCGGCGCCUGUCGAGCUCGCGAAACUCAAGCAGCUUCAACGGCUCGGCCUCAGCGUGAGGACGCUCAUGGAUCAGCACAAUCUCGAGCCGGUCGGCGUGCACUUUGUACGCCAGCAAUGGACGCCAGAAGUCACAGACAUCUUUCGCAGAACUUUUGGUCGGCCCGAGCCCGUGUACGGCAAAGAGAAGCAAGUCGAUCCUUACAAAAUCAUGCGACCAACGAGCAAGUACAGCAUCCUGUGA